CCAUGAAUGCCUGCGUCCUGCUGACCGUGUUGUUUAUCCUGGGAGCCUCGGAGGCGGCCAAGAUUCUGUCCGUCGUGCCGUUCCCGGCUAUCAGCCACCAGAGACCCCUCAGGACGAUGAGUCUCGAGCUGGCCAGGAGGGGCCACCAGGUCACAUUCAUCACCACCAACCCGUCCAAGGAAAACAUCACCAACUUCACGGAAAUUGACAUAUCUGCCGCAUAUAACUAUUUGAAAACAUCCACUGAUUGGAUGGCUACGGUCCAUUGGACAGAAAUUGAUAUGCUAUUUUUUUGGAAGCAGAUAGGGAGAGCAGCUUGUGAGAGCGAACUCAGUUCUCCAGAGAUGCAGCAGUUCAUAAAGUCAGCUCCAAAAUUCGACCUGAUUAUUUCGGAACGGGUGAUGACGCCUUGCUACUACGGUUUAGUCCACAAACUGGGCUCCCCGCCUCUCAUCGGAUACGUCUCCUUAGGCGCCACCACCCCCACCCACUGGACUGAUGGGAAUCCCAGUAACCCCGCUUACCUUCUAGACUUUCAAGCCCGCUGCUCAGACCACAUGUCAUUCUGGGCGAGAGUUUACGUGACAUACUUAUGGCUUUUCACAAAUUAUUACUACUUCUAUCAAAUUAUGGCAGAUCAAGAAGAAAUCCAGAGAAAAUAUUUUGGGCCUGACGUUCCAUCGGUUUAUGAAACUGAAAAGAAUUUCAGUUUAAUGCUCAUAAACAAUCACUUCAGUAUAAAUUAUCCUCGACCGAAUCUGCCAAACAUGAUAGAAUUGACUGGACUGCAUGUGGAAGCCAACCCACCGCCUCUUCCUAAGGACAUACAGGACUGGCUGGAUGGGGCAGAGGACGGUGCCGUCUGCUUCAGCCUGGGUUCCAUGGUCCAGGCGAGCACGAUGCCUGAAGAAAGAAGGCUGGCGUUUCUCGAGGGUUUUAAGAAACUGCGACAGAGGGUGCUCUGGAAGUGGGAGAAGGACAUGGGCGACCUGCCACCCAACGUCAAAGUCUCAAAAUGGCUGCCGCAGCAAUCUGUACUAGCGCAUCCUAAUGUGCGCGUGUUCAUCACCCAGGGCGGUCUGCAGAGCUUUAACGAGGCCGUCUACCACGCAGUUGCUCUUCUGGGGAUGCCCUUCUUCUCCGACCAGCACCACAAUGUGGCGAAAAUGGUACAUGCUGGCAUCGGCAUCCAGCUCAAAUUCUUGGACGUCACAAAAGACACGAUUUCGGACGCCAUUCGGACGCUUAUUGCGGAUAAAAGGAUAAGCGAGAACAUGAAGCAGCUGACAGCAGUUUAUCGCGAACAUAAGGAAGAGACCCUUCCUAAGGCCAUAUGGUGGAUUGAGUACGUACUUCGCCACAACGGAGCACCACAUCUGCGCAGUGCAGCUAAAGAUCUUACCUGGUACCAGUACUUGCUGCUAGAUGUCAUUGCCUUCGUUCUGGCCGUUGUAGUGACCUUCUGUAUAGCUCUCUACAGCAUUGCUAGGUUUCUCAUCUCCAAACUAUUUAAAUCAAAGAAACUGAAACGAAACUGAGAAUCUAAACUUCUGUGAUGUAAGAGACUCUCUACGUAUUAAUUUAUUGAGAAAUAUGUUAAGUGAAGUGGAGGAUUAGAUACAUGCACAUUGAUUUGUAAGAUCAUUGUCUAGACUGUAGUAUAAAAUACAGGACACACAACUUUAACGUGUAAUAUGUUACGUUACAGAUGGAAACAAAACUGUCGUUACUGUAACGCAAGGUACAGUUUUAGUGUAAAAAAAAAGAAGCUUUUCAGAAAUGUGACACACAAGCACUGCUUUCAGUUGGUUUUUUUAUGUAUGUCAUUUUUUACGCAGCAUUUUACCACAAAAUACAACAUUCUUCAUCCUUUUCAGGAUAGUCGUGUUAAUAAGUUAAGAGUUUUGAUGUCAGCCUAACAUUUUAC
Schistocerca serialis cubense is the source of this 1927-nucleotide messenger RNA. Its product is annotated as UDP-glucosyltransferase 2-like. The coding region runs from base 3 to 1538 and encodes 511 amino acids. The record is from RefSeq and is a predicted model, not a curated record. NCBI's taxonomy places the organism in Eukaryota, Metazoa, Arthropoda, Insecta, Orthoptera, Acrididae. Gene Ontology annotation, molecular function: UDP-glycosyltransferase activity. The transcript is spliced from 6 exons.